CAGUUCGAAAUCCGAGCUACAAAAACCCUCACGACUGUCUCCCUUCCCAUUAUCUCCACAUUAUACGACACCGCUUACUUUCGCAAAACGUUGCGACCGUCAUGCACUUCUGAAGAUAAACAACAUCAUAAAUCACGAAGUGGACCUGUGCUCAGCACACCGAUCACUUCCUUUUUAUCGAAGGGCCGUCUUUUUCGGGCCAUUUUGUGAUCCGCCAAAAUGGGUGCAUGCAUGAGCUCCAGUAAUGAGGAGGCGGAUCAGAAGAAGAAGAGUCAGGCUAUCGAUAAAAUUCUGGAGGAAGACUCGAAACGAUUACGGAAAGAAUGCAAGAUUUUGCUGCUAGGUUCUGGUGAGAGUGGCAAGUCGACGAUUGUCAAACAGAUGAAAAUUAUCCAUCUCAAAGGCUACUCGGAAGAUGAGCUGUUCAAUUACCGGCCAACUGUUUUCAAAAACCUUGUCGAGUGCGCCAAAGCUGUUAUCAUGGCCAUGCAACAAUUCGACAUCGAGCCCCAAAACGAAGAGAACAAGGCACAUGCGGAAUUCCUGUUAGAAUACCAAGCCGAGUCUGGUCCUCAAGCGCAAAUCGAUCCGAAAGUGGGCGCAGCGGUACAAUCUCUGUGGAACGAUCCAGCGAAGGAUCUUCUUAUGGAGCAUCAGACAGAGUUCUACCUCAUGGAUUCCGCGGAAUAUUUCUUUCAAGAAGCAAUGCGAAUAGUAGCAUCAGACUAUCUACCGAACGAAAUGGAUGUGCUCCGAGCGCGAACGAAGACGACAGGUAUCUAUGAGACGAGAUUCCAAAUGGGGCAACUAAGCAUUCAUAUGUUCGAUGUUGGUGGUCAACGAAGUGAGAGAAAGAAGUGGAUACACUGCUUUGAGAACGUCACAUCAAUCAUCUUCUGUGUGGCAUUGAGCGAAUAUGAUCAAGUCCUGCUCGAGGAGAGCAGUCAGAACCGAAUGAUGGAGAGUUUGCUCCUUUUUGACUCGGUUGUCAACUCACGGUGGUUCAUGCGUACUAGCAUCAUCUUGUUCCUCAACAAGGUUGAUAUUUUCAAACAAAAGCUGAGCAGGUCUCCGCUGGGUAAUUACUUUCCCGAUUACUCGGGUGGUAACGACGUCAAUAAAGCAGCCAAGUAUCUACUCUGGCGAUUCAAUCAGGUCAAUCGGGCGCAUCUAAACCUGUAUCCCCACUUGACGCAAGCAACAGAUACGUCAAACAUUCGACUCGUUUUCGCUGCAGUCAAAGAGACUAUCUUGAAUAACGCACUUAAGGACUCGGGCAUUCUUUGAUAGCGAAUCACUGCUCAUUUGAAUUUACAACCACGAUGUUAAGGGCACGGAACUGUUGGCUGGCGUCAAGAGCAUUUUUCUUUUGUGGAGUCUGGGGUACGGGGCUCAGGACGACAUCGAUUUUAUACGAU
This is a messenger RNA of Fusarium redolens, 1418 nucleotides long. RefSeq names its product guanine nucleotide binding protein, alpha subunit. Gene Ontology annotation, biological process: adenylate cyclase-activating G protein-coupled receptor signaling pathway. Gene Ontology annotation, cellular component: heterotrimeric G-protein complex. Gene Ontology annotation, molecular function: GTP binding; G-protein beta/gamma-subunit complex binding; G protein-coupled receptor binding. Lineage: Eukaryota; Fungi; Ascomycota; Sordariomycetes; Hypocreales; Nectriaceae. The coding region runs from base 220 to 1287 and encodes 355 amino acids. The record is from RefSeq and is a predicted model, not a curated record. The transcript is spliced from 6 exons.